UCUUUACCCAGAUUUAAGCUGGAAGAAAAUUAUGAUCUGAAACCCAUUCUGAGCAGCAUGGGAAUGCCUGAUGCAUUUGACGUGGGGAAGGCAGACUUCUCGGGAAUGUCAUCUGGCAAUGAGCUGGUGCUCUCCGAAGUGGUUCACAAGUCCUUUGUGGAAGUCAAUGAAGAAGGCACUGAAGCAGCUGCUGCCACAGCUGCAAUAAUGAUGAUGCGCUGUGCAAUGAUCGUUCCGGAUUUCACUGCUGAUCAUCCCUUCCUCUUCUUCAUCCGGCACAACAAAUCUUCCAGCAUUUUGUUCUGUGGCAGGUUUUGCUCUCCCUAAAGAGGAGAUGUCUUGGCAGGAUAGGGGCCCUUACACAAUAAAGAUUUCUCUAGAAUAGGGUGACCCCUUUUGCACUAAUUGCCUCUUGGAGCUGAGCCUGGACCCUCUUCUGUGGUCUUGAUCUGGGGCUUGGCAAGAAUAACAGAGCUGCUUAGAGCUCCACAGCAAGUGCCAUGUAAAACCCCUCUCUCCCUGUGCACCUGUGUGCAGAGGUUCUUGCUGACAGAAGUAACACCCACUUGCUCAGUGAAGGCUUCUCCUUUCCUUGACUUGACUUUUAGCAUCCAUGAGGCAGAGUCAGGCACUGACAGCCCAUGGGAGAGCAGAAGUUACUUUUGCUUCUGGCAAGGCUGGAACAUGUUUUUAGCUGCACUCCCCUUUCUUCUUCCAGGCUCAUCCAUUCAGUGCCUUGAUCCAUUCCCUAGAGCUGAAAGGAGUCUUUGGCAGCCUGUUCCAGGUGUUGCUGAGCACCCUGCCUAGAUGGUUUUUUGUCUAAUAACUGGACAAGGACUUAAGCAGGAAUGGGAAUGAAAGUAUGUUUUUGUACCAGAUGUCCUUAGGGGGUGAGAACCUUUGUUUCAUCACCACAGGACUCCUGGGUUUAUUACCUGCCUCCUGGUUCUAGUCCUUUAACAAAGAAUGUAACAAAAGAGCAUACGGUGCCUAUGCAAUAUUUGAAUGACAAAGCUUGAACGUUUUUGCUAUCAUUAUGUAUUUAUCCUAUUCAGAGUUUCUUAAACAUCGUAGCUGAACCGUAUAAUGCCAAAGACACAGCUGAAACACCUUUCUUAACACAGGGAUGUGUUUGUGUUUUGCAGUUCCUGUUCCUGAAAUAAUAAAAAAACCACGAGCGCUGUGGGA
Messenger RNA from Neopelma chrysocephalum (saffron-crested tyrant-manakin), 1188 nucleotides. Its product is annotated as serpin B6-like. The record is from RefSeq and is a predicted model, not a curated record. Lineage: Eukaryota; Metazoa; Chordata; Aves; Passeriformes; Pipridae. The transcript has a single exon. Gene Ontology annotation, cellular component: cytoplasm. Gene Ontology annotation, biological process: negative regulation of endopeptidase activity. Gene Ontology annotation, molecular function: serine-type endopeptidase inhibitor activity. The annotation marks the transcript as partial.